CAGCACAGCUUAGCGAUCAGCAGGCGUGUCCAUGCGUUUGUUUUUUGUUUACAAUGCUUUUCCGGAGGCGCUGCCUUUUUACCGCCCUGCGACUGGCGCGGAGGAAUCUCACCACGGAAAGAAAGCAUGAGCACAUUGUGCUGCAUCCGGAGGUGCGACAGGCGCUGCACCAGCGUCAGCCGUUGGUGGCCCUGGAAUCCACGAUCAUCACACACGGAAUGCCGAUGCCGGAGAACGUGACCACCGCUUUGGCCGUAGAGGAGGUGGUUCGAAGCCAUGGGGCCAUACCUGCUACCAUUGCGAUUCUGGAUGGAAAGAUAAAAGUCGGUCUCACGAAAGAAGAGCUCUGCCUGCUCGCCCAGACACCGCGGGACCGUGUCAUCAAGUGCUCUCGAAGGGAUCUGCCCCUCGUUGUUUCCCGAAAAAUGAGCGGCGGUACUACAGUCGCGGGUACGAUGAUCAUUGCCCACCAAGUUGGAAUCGAAUUGUUUGCCACAGGAGGUAUCGGCGGGGUUCACCGAGAGGGCCAUGUUUCUUUGGACGUCUCCGCUGACUUGACAGAACUCGGUCGCACCCCAGUGGCUGUAGUCUGCAGUGGCGUCAAGUCCAUCUUGGACAUACCUCGCACUCUGGAGUACCUGGAAACGCAGGGAGUGUGUGUGACGACACUAGGAAGUCCUGGCGGUGUUUUUCCUGACUUCUACACUCGGGAUAGUGGCUGCAAGGUGCAAUAUGACAUGGCCGAUCCUCAGGAGGCAGCGGAACUGCUUCGCUCUUGGAAGGAACUGAACUUACAAUCAGGGGUCCUGAUUGGAGUGCCUCUGCCCGAAGAGUUUGCGGCCGAUAAGGAAAAAAUUGAGGAAGCCAUCCAGGAGGCCACCGCCGAUGCCAAAGCUAAGGGUAUUUUCGGCAAGGAAGUGACUCCCUUUCUGCUAUCUGCCAUCGCCGAGAUCACUAAGGGGAGCAGCCUUAAGUCUAACAUUGCGCUGAUCAAAAAUAAUGCCAAGGUGGCGGCUGAGAUUGCAGUUGCGCGCCAAAAAGGUCCCGGCAUGGUUCCGGUUGAAGGAGGUGGUGUUAACAAAAACACCACUAAGCCUCUGGUCGUGGGAGCUUCCAUUCUCGAUCUAUCAUUCAAAGUAAAUGACCAGAGCCGCGAUAUGAAGUUGGAUGGAUCAACUUACUCCGCAAUAGCGAAACAAGCCGCCGGAGGAGUAGGACGCAACAUUGCCGAAGGCAUUUACAAGCUGCAUGGUGAUGUAAACUUCAUCUCCACCGUGGGAAACGAUCAGAUGGGCUACUCUCUGCUUAAAAUGAUGCACCCGGCGCUGCAGCGCGGCGUCUCGGUGCAGGAAAACCAAGCAACGUCGUUGUGCUCCGUUAUGUUCGACAAUCUUGGCGACUGCAAGAUCAUUCUCGGAAACAUGGAGAUCCAUGAAACGAUCACGCCAGAAACAAUCCAUGCGCACCAAAAAUUCUUCGGUCAAGCCCCCAUAAUCAUCAUGGACAGCAAUAUCUCCGAGCAAACGAUGGCGAGCAUCUUACAGCAGGCCGAAGAACACAAAAUUCCCGUCUUCUUUGAGCCCACCGAUAUGUUCAUAGCGGGCAAGCCAUUUAAACUGCCUCCGGAGCUGAGAAAGAACAUCCGCCUCAUCAAGCCGAACAUCAACGAACUGAAAACCAUUGCCGAGGUCAUAACGGGCGAGACUGUCGAGUGGAAGCCUGAUUCCAAACUCCCCCGAGAACAGCUUCUUCAGCACGCGACGUCAUUGAUCAAGAUGAUCGACUGCCACUUCAACUGCAUCAUUGCCACGUUGGGAAACCACGGCGUACUACUCAGCUACCGGCAGGAUGCUGAUUCCGAUGCCAAUCUGCUGUUGGAUCUGGAGAAACGAGGGUCACCUCACUGCACACGAUUCUAUGCUGCUCCGCAGGUCGAAAACAUUGUUAAUGUCUCGGGAGCAGGCGACAGCUUCUGCGCGGGCUUCAUCAGCACCCUGUUGCAGGGCCGUGACUUGGACCACUGUGUGGCGGCCGGCUUUGUAGCCGCCGAGCGAGCACUCCAAUCCGAAUCGGCGGUGCCGAGCAACUACUUUCCCAACCCAGAAGCUUUCGAGAGACGCUACACGCAGGCGGUUCAGAGUCUGAAGCAGUACAGCAUUUAGAUUUUAUACAAUUGUCGACUACUCAGGUUCUUUGCUUUAUUCCGUGAUUUUUUAAUAAACAGUAGAAGAUUGUUUCCUCGUCUAGUAGGCCCAUCUGAAAGAAAUUUAAAAAUAUUUUAUUGUCUUAAGUACCUUAGAUGCCUUUCACGAAAUGAUUCAACCACAAUUGUACAAAUAAACUUGUAAACUAAAGCCGA
Messenger RNA from Drosophila bipectinata, 2359 nucleotides. RefSeq lists its product as uncharacterized. Lineage: Eukaryota; Metazoa; Arthropoda; Insecta; Diptera; Drosophilidae. The record is from RefSeq and is a predicted model, not a curated record. Gene Ontology annotation, molecular function: kinase activity; pseudouridylate synthase activity.